Molecule: messenger RNA, 969 nt
Organism: Telopea speciosissima
Lineage: Eukaryota; Viridiplantae; Streptophyta; Magnoliopsida; Proteales; Proteaceae
Product: E3 ubiquitin-protein ligase ATL6-like
Exons: 1
Coding region: 1-969 (322 amino acids)
Source: RefSeq, a predicted model, not a curated record
AUGCAGAAGCAUAGUAAUUGUUCGAUCAUUGGCCUGUUUGGGCUUAGUCCAGCAGGCCAAACUGUACUCAUCUGCAUCUACUUGUUCCUCAUGUUCCGGUUGCUACCUUACGCCGUUGCACAGAAGAGUAGUCAACCGCCAGCCGUCGCUCCCCAUCUCACAAACAAAACUUAUAGUAUUUCGGGGAAAAUCGGACUCUUCUUCAUGAUUAGUUCCUUUUUUAUCUUGUUCUUCAUCUCCCUCUGCGUCUACAAGUGCUCCCGGACCGGAAUCGAUGAAACCAUUCGUCGUAAUGGCGUGGAAGGCCGCAUAUCACGUGGGGGAAAUCGAAGGCUCGACCCGGUAGUAAUCGAGACUUUCCCAAUCUUCGCCUACUCACAUGUUAAGGACCACAAAUUUGAAAAUGGAGCUCUAGAGUGCGCCGUAUGCUUAAACGAGUUUGUAGACGAAGAUACGAUUCGAUUGCUGCCCAAGUGUGAUCAUGUCUUCCAUCCUGAUUGCAUUGAUACUUGGUUAUCUAAGCGCACAACCUGCCCAGUCUGCCGAGCUAACCUCGUUCCUGUAUCGGGCGAAACACCUGAAACUAUGGUACCGGUACAGGACAUAGAAGGAGAUGACUCGGAUGGGGAAAUCCCAACAUCGGAACCAGUGGAGGAAGAGAACGAGCAAGUUUCCAUUAAUGUACUAAGCGAAGAACCACAGGUGGUGACAGUGGCAAUGUCACCGGUGAUAAUUAAUCAGACCCCAAUGCAGAACCGGUCAGUGAGAUCGACAAAGUCGAGAUACGCGGGAAGAUUUCUACGGUCGCAUUCGACGGGGCACUCCCUGGUUCAACCGGGAGAAGACGUCGAGCGGUUCACGCUCCGACUUCCGGACGAAGUGAGGAAGCAAAUCAUGAACAUGAGUCAGGUGAACCAGACUAGGAGCAUGGUGGCGUUCCCAGUGUUAAUGAGUCCUAGGAGGGGUUAA